Centruroides sculpturatus (bark scorpion) is the source of this 3828-nucleotide messenger RNA. RefSeq lists its product as uncharacterized. The transcript has a single exon. The record is from RefSeq and is a predicted model, not a curated record. NCBI's taxonomy places the organism in Eukaryota, Metazoa, Arthropoda, Arachnida, Scorpiones, Buthidae. Bases 1 to 3828 code for a protein of 1275 amino acids.
AUGCCAACUACCACAAUCUUGGUGCCGUUACAACCGCCACAUCAUUGCCAAUUAUGCCUACCAAUCCCACGUGAAUAUAUAGAUCAUGCUGGGCUGGUUAGGCACUUGAAGCGAGAGCACGACACUGUCCUGCACUUUGAGUGCCGUGCCUGCGGUCUGGUGAUGGAAAAACUGAAAUCCCUGAAAGCUCACCAGCGGAGAGCAGAGGCUUGCCGAUCUAGUAUCGACGCCUGCUCCCCUCCACAGCCACCACCUACCGACCGCCGCAUCAGGCGGAUCCGGGUCAGGCGGAGGAAUAGCCACCACAGGACGCUUGGGAGCCAGAAUACCACUCCACCUACCGCACCCACCAACCAAUCAUCAUGCUCUUCCGCUAUGUCAUCACCGACGCUUGAUCCCCCUUCUCCUCCUGCCAGAAGGGUCACCCGUUCCAUCCAGCAUACCAUCGACAACCGCACAAACAUGGGAUCUCAGUAUACCUCACCUGCCGCUAUGACGAACGCUGGACCACGGAGUACGGGCAAUUCGCCCAGUGGUGACCACCUACCCAGGGCCCAGCCACCCCAGGGUUCAGGUUACUACAGCCCAACUUCCCGGCCUUCCAACCCCGGUCUGGGCUACACCAACGAUACUGCUCCCCUUUACAGCGAAAUCGCUGCUCGUGGAGUAAGUCCACCCAUCUCGCCAAUGGCCAGCCAACCUCCAGCCGUCAACAGAAGGCCUAGGAGGCGCCAACCCUCUGACGUCCGAGAUGAUGGUCACCACCGCAGCCCGCCUCAGGGCCGCUCAGGCACCUCAGGUAGCUACAACUCUCGCACAGUUGAUAGCCCUGCCCACCAUAUCUCUAACUCCGACCAGCCUCCUAUCCAACCCAUGAGCACCAACCAGCAUUCCACCUCUCUGCCUUCCACCGCAGACCCGUCGGCCAUCCCCAGUUGGGUCCUUAACUGGAAGCACCGCUUUGAGGUUGCCACGGAUGGUGAUAUGCUUGAGGCCAUGGUCGAGGACCUCGUCAGCUUAGCACAAAACAUCUGCUCAGUCUCUGAGACUACCAUCCAACCGAGGGACCAUACCCCCUCCUACUCCUCCAUCCCAUCUGACGCUAGACGUAUCCAGAGACUGUACAGACUUAACAGAAAGAAGGCCAUCGAUUGCAUCACUAAAGGGCAGCCCAACUACUGCCACAUUGACGGGCAAGAACUCUAUACCCAUUUCAAACGUUCAUACGCCCAUAACUCACAUCAUCACUCGUCGGCACCUUCCGCAACUCCUCCAUGCACGGAUCUCGACUCCAACAACCCACUUGCCAGCCCUUUCACUCCUGAAGAGGUGGCCACUCGAAUUCGGCGAUGUCACAACACUGCCCCCGGCCCAGAUGGUCUCCGAUACCAUCACUGGGCCAGGGUUGACCCGAAAGGGAUAAUCCUCAGCAGCGUCUUUAACGCUGUGCUCCGCACCUCAUUUAUCCCACCGAGCUGGCAGAGAUCCAACACAAUAUUGCUGCACAAGAAGGGUGAUGUCCGCAGUGUUAGUAACUGGAGGCCCAUUGCCCUCUCUAACACUCUCGGCAAGAUCUUCUCAGCCUGCUUAGCCAACAGGCUCCUACUCUGGUGCCAAAGCAACAACAUUCUUUCUAGCGCCCAGAAGGGGUUUCUGCAACAUGAAGGCUGUCUUGAUCAUAACUUCCUCCUUCAAACAAUAAUUCAAGAUGCCAGGAGGAAGCACAGAUCAUGCCAUAUUGCGUGGCUAGACAUUAGCAACGCCUUUGGCUCCGUGCCCCACGACACCAUCUCUCAAUGCUUACAGUGGUGUAAGCUACAUGAGGAAAGCACGGAUAUCAUUACCAGCCUUCUGCAGAACUGCUCCACUCGUAUCCGCACCAGUAAUGGGUACACCGACGAUAUACCUAUCCACUCAGGGGUCAAACAGGGGUGCCCAUUGAGCCCCCUGUUAUUCAACAUCGUCAUUGAAACUGCGGUUCGAAACAUUCAACAUCUCCAGCUUGGUUACCCAUUAGAAGGCGAGCCAAUUGACAUCUUGGCCUACGCGGAUGAUCUGGUGCUCAUAAGUCCGACCGCCGAGGGCCUGCAAAAACAACUUGACUGUAUCACCAACUGGGCAGCUUGGGCAGGCUUGCGCUUUAAUGCAGGUAAAUGCGCAUCCCUCUCUGUCAAAGGGAAACAACACGGCAUAGGCAAUGAAAUCUUUAAUCUACAAGGCACCAACAUUCCACCUCUGUCGGCUAGCGGAAGCUACGACUAUUUGGGCAUACCAACAGGAUUCUCCACACACCACACUCCCGAGGACGUCAUCAGCAACUUGGAGAAGGACAUCCGGCAGCUGGAUGAGUCAAAACUUGCCCCUUGGCAAAAGAUCCAUGCCAUUAAUACUAUGUUGUUGCCCAAGCUUACCUUCCACCUUUUACUCGGUUCCAACCCCAAGAAGCGGCUACGCACCUUGGACAGGCACAUUAAAAACUGUGCCAAAAGAUGGUUGAACCUCCCUCAACGUGCCAGUGCCGAAGUGAUUCACUUACCAUACGAUCACGGGGGAGCCAACAUCACCCCCUGCGGCACCCUGGCAGACAUCUGCCAGAUCACCCAUGGCACCCACCUAUUCACAUCUAGAGACCACAAGGUACGCUCCAUCGCCAUCAAGUCACUCCAAAGUGUAGUCCGGAAACGUAUCCGCCGUGACCCUUCACUCGAGGACUUGUGCACGUACCUCAAUGGGUCUAUGGAAGGCGAGUUUGGCGUCGACCCAGCCGACAUCUCGUCCUCAUGGUCACGCCUACGUUCAGCCACAAGACGCCUGCGGAAACAUCUUGACAUCACAUGGACCGUCUUCGACGACACCAUCGCCAUCACUACAACAGGGAACAUCAUCCCCAGACAGUCAGUCACCAAAAUCCUCACAAACAUGGCGAAAAACGUCCUCCUGAAUCGCCUCCUACGGAAGCCUGACCAGGGAAAGGCGUUCCAACUCACGGCGCAACAUCCUGCCAGCAACCACUUUAUACGCAGUGGGCUCUACACAUCCUUCGCCGAUUGGCGAUUUAUCCACAGAGCCCGACUCAGUGUGGUACCCCUUCAUGGUCUCCGCCGCUUUGGACAGCUUCCUGCCAAUUGUCGCCACUGUGGAUUUCAGCAGGAGACGCUGGCCCAUGUAAUAAAUCACUGCGCACGCAAUCUUCAUCUCGCCACCGAACGGCACAACGCAGUCCUCAAUAGACUCCGCCGAGCCGUAAACGACGAAGAUCUCACCAUCAAGUGUAAUCAGCGCAUACCAGGAUUCGAAGGAAAUUGUAGGCCGGAUCUGAUGGCUAUAAAUGACAACGCUAAGACAGCCACCAUCAUCGAUGUUGUUAUCCCAUUUGAGAACGGACACAACGCUUUCAACUCCGCCAGGGACAAGAAGAUUGAAAAAUACACACCCCUGGCGCAGCACUUCCGAAACAUGGGAUACGACACCUAUUGCGAUGCGUUUGUGGUUGGUUCUUUGGGCGCAUAUGAUCCCGGGAACAUCGCCGUCCUCCAGCGGUUAGGCAUAGGAAGAAAAUACUCCAAGACCAUGGCCAAACUCAUGGUGAGCGACUGUAUCCGCUGGAGUAGGGAAAUAUAUGUUCAACACCUAAACUACGGACGUUCUGCUCCCAGCCACCGAAGACCAGCAACCAACGCUCGUGGCCAACAUCAUCGGCGAAGGACCACCACCAACCGGCACACCUCCGACCACCAUGACCAACACAGAACAAGACCCCACGAUCAGCGGGACUCACCUCGGCACCUCCGACUCCAACAGUUACAACCGCACGGACUGAAUCCAUGA